Molecule: messenger RNA, 1716 nt
Organism: Zingiber officinale
Lineage: Eukaryota; Viridiplantae; Streptophyta; Magnoliopsida; Zingiberales; Zingiberaceae
Exons: 1
Coding region: 259-1524 (421 amino acids)
Source: RefSeq, a predicted model, not a curated record
UUUUUUAUUUUUCAUUUAAAAACAUUGCUAUUAGAAUCACAGUAGUGGCUUGAAGCUCCUUUCCAGCAUCAUCAGCGUCGCUCUCGACUUUACCUCCUUCAUCGCUUUCUCAGCGUAAAGCUCUCUGUUUCAGCUGCCACAUUCUCCUGCAAAUCCAUCUUUCUCGGAUCCCGACGCCAUCGGAAUCAACCAUUCCUGAUCAAAAUCCAAUCUUUUCUUCGAUUUCGCCUCAAAAUUCCAGCUUGACGUUGAUUAUCAAUGGGAUGCACGAUCUCGAAGCGAAACCGGCGCGAUCGCCGGCGGCCGCCGGCGUCUACUCUUGCCAGAAGCCAGUCUCUUCCCCUGGACCGCAAGUCCAAUGCCGCAACCGGAGGGGAGGCCCGCCACGUCGUCGGCCUCGCUUCAUCCACUCUCGGCCAGGACUCGGCCGUCGCCGCCGACGAGGUGAAGCAUUGCGCCGAGAAGGCGGCCGUCGUCGAGGGGAAUGCGGACGUGUCUACUACGAUUGCGAAGGGCAAACUUUGGUCGGAAAAGAUGAGCGAGAGAAUCCCGAAGACGCCGACCGAGACACCGCCGAACGAGCCGGAGGCCAUCGACGCCGCGGUGCUCAUGGCCGGGUUGGAGGAGGCCGCCACCGCUCGCUUCUCCGUCACCACCUUCGUCGACCGCCACUCCUUCUCCUUCUACCCGAUUCACGAUUCCCAGACUGUUCUCAAAUCGGUCCAAAGCACGACCAUCUGGAGCACAGGCGUGACUUUUCAAUCCCCGCUCUUGAAGCCGGCGGCGUCGAAGAUCGACGAUAAUGGAAUAACCGCCGGAGAUUUCGAUCCUGAGGUACUCUCCGCGUUCCGAAAAGCCAUGGAGGAGCUCUCUCCGCAGCACCCCUGCCUCCUCCGUUCACCGGAGUCGCGGACUCUUUUCUACCAAGACAGAAUCGAUCCCAAGAAGCCGAAUCCGAAGCCGGGCAAGGCGGCGGAGCAGGGGAAGGUGGUGCUAUACUUCACCAGCCUCCGCGGCGUGCGGAAGACGUACGAGGACUGCGUUCUCGUGCGAAUGAUCUUGAAAAGCUACGGCGUUCGCGUCGACGAGCGGGACGUGUCGAUGGACAGAGGAUUCAGGGAGGAGCUCGCUGUGCUGACGAGCGAGGCAGGGGAGAAGCAGAGGAAGGAGAGUCUCCUGCCGGCGGUGUUCGCGAACGGAGGGUACGUGGGGGGAGUAGAAGAGGUGCGGCGGAUGCACGAGGACGGGCAGCUGCAGGGGGCGUUGGACGGGUGCGAAAUGGCGGCGCCCGGCGAGGGCGGCCUGCCGUGCGAGGGGUGUGGGGACAUAAGGUUUGUGGUCUGCGAGAAGUGCUCGGGGAGCUGCAAGGUGCCGGCGGCGGAGGCGGAGGCGGAGGACGAGGAAGAAGAAGUGGUGGAGUCGGCUGCGGAGGAGGCGGAGUGGGAAGACUUAGGCGGCGGUUUCCGGCGCUGCGGGGCUUGCAACGAAAACGGAUUGGUCAGGUGCCCUGUUUGCUGUCUUUGAUGAGGUUGGCGAUGUGAUUCACCAAUAGUGUGGUUUGGAUGCCAAUUUUUAGUUCCUUUUUUUCUAAAUAUUUUUUUUCUUUGAUCUUGAAAAGAAUUGGCAAUUCAGAGUUUGUGUUUCAAUUAAAUGGCAAGCAAUUAUGUUUGAUUGAUUUGUCUACUAAUGAAAUUGUUUGGUGAUAUUCAUUGUUUU